Dalotia coriaria is the source of this 1786-nucleotide messenger RNA. It is a transcript of the gene p53, whose product is annotated as p53. NCBI's taxonomy places the organism in Eukaryota, Metazoa, Arthropoda, Insecta, Coleoptera, Staphylinidae. Gene Ontology annotation, biological process: apoptotic process; regulation of transcription by RNA polymerase II. Gene Ontology annotation, cellular component: nucleus. Gene Ontology annotation, molecular function: DNA-binding transcription factor activity, RNA polymerase II-specific; RNA polymerase II cis-regulatory region sequence-specific DNA binding. The record is from RefSeq and is a predicted model, not a curated record. The transcript is spliced from 6 exons. Bases 321 to 1349 code for a protein of 342 amino acids.
CGCAGAGCUUUCUUGACCGCGCCGAAGUACACACGUGGUCCGAUCGGUUUCAAAACAGGUUGUUUCAGAUUUUUCAGUGAAGCCACUUCAUAUAGUUUGUAUUGUAGUUUGAAUAGUUGCACUGGCUGUGUCUGCUUGCUGAGCCAUCUGCGCGUCUGCGCUUACAACGUGCGCACAAGCAUCACUUAACGUUUCGCCGUGGCGGGAUGCGCUUAUAGUACACCUUUCGCGGACCUUCCCCGGAUGGGUUCUGCAUCAACGCGCAAGAACAAUCGCCGCACAAUUCGGAGGUGACAAGGUUUACAUCUCGGAUAGUUACAAUGAGUUUCGACGAUUUCGCGUUUGGUGAGGUAAACACGGAGGAUCUUCUUGCAAAUUUUCCAGGCUCGGAGUUGGAUCAGUUUCUUUUCCCUAAUGGUACUCCAGUUUCGGUGAAGCGUGAGCCUGACAUCUCUCCGCAAAAAUACACUGCUGAUCCACAGGAUAAUCACAACUUACUAAACAUUCCCCUAAAUGUACAACAACCCUUUCUACCGUUACAACAUGCGCAACCACCACCAACGCAACAAUCCGAACAACAAUUGAAUUUAAACAUGCCAUCGCAAAUUUUGGCCACUGAUUAUCCUGGAGAUGCUGAAUUUGAAGUCUACAUCAAUCCACAUCAUGGAAAGAAAAGUCCGUGGAUGUAUUCAAGCGCAUUGGGGAAAAUCUUCAUCGCAAUGAAUCAAAUCUUCCCCAUUGACUUCAAGUGGAAACAUCCAAGCGACAACCGCCAGUUGUACGUGCGCGCAACGCCCGUCUACAGCGAAACGCAACACAAGAAUCAAUUGGUAACACGCUGCAUCAAUCAUGCACACGAGCGUGAAAAAUCCAAUGAAAACAUCCCGGUGGGUAUACGCGAUCAUAUCAUUCGAUGCCAGGAGCGUUCAUCUAACUAUGGCGGGUCGAAACAAAACCGUCAACAUUUAUACGUGCGUAUACCACUGCUUGCACUGGCACCUGGUUGCGAUUCGCGUCAGAUGUCUUUUCAAUUCAUGUGCAAGAAUUCAUGCACUUCGGAAUCCGGCAUGAAUCGGCGUCCUAUUGAAGUGGUGUUUACGCUUGAGGAUGAGAACGCCGAUGUUCUGGGGCGGCGUAUUCUAAAAGUUCGCAUUUGUUCUUGUCCGAAGCGCGAUAAAGAAAAUGAAGAGAAAGCGCAUUAUCAGAAGGAUAGUAGUGAACAGCCGCACGGGAAAAAGAGGAAGCUAGAGAAGAAACAACCUUUGAGUUCUUCACAGGAGUUGAGUGAUACGAAGAUUUAUAAACUGGAGAUUAAUAUUCCAGGCGGGGAAACAUGCGCGCUGUCUUAAAGGCCGCGCAUGGCAUAUUAGCGUCGGAGUUAUUGCUGAACAAGGGGGACCAGAGUGCUUACAAGAAGUGUAUUGAGGAAAUUCAACAGAAAAUGAAUUCGCCUCUUGAUUGAAUCAGCUUUACAACUGCCAGUGCACCGAUAUUUGUGCAAAUCUUGAUUUAGAGUAAUUUGAUCUACUUUUUUAAAAACUUUUUCCUUAUUUACGCGAAUGACGCAAGGUUACUUAAAGACAAAACAGCUAUUUAUUUUGUGCUAAACGUUGCGUACAACGUCCUUAUAUUUAUGUUUAUGUGAUGAAGCAGUGGCUUCAGCAAUAUUACUUUAUUCGUUCUUUUAUUGCAUAUGAUAUGUAUAUGCACGUAAUUAAUUUUAAUCAUAUGAUGUGCCUUAUUAUUGCGAUCAUUAUGCUAGUGCUUAUUAAAAUUUAUAUUUUCA